AUGGUGGCGGACCAUGGAGUUGUGCUUAGCACACUUAAGGACUGCUUUCAGUUCCUGGGGUGGUUGAACAGUAACGAUGAUGAGACUGUGCUAGAAAAGGUGGCAAGUGAGCUGGAAAACCGUAUUGAUACAUGUCAUAAGAAUCCUCAGUUUGAAUCUGAAUUUAGAAGUUCACUCAUCAAAUUUCUCGACGGCAUCUCAUUGGUUUAUCACCAAAUAAGCAAGGAACCAUCCGCGAGGACAUAUGACCAAAAAACCGCAGCUCAGGUUGCCGAGGCCUUUCACGAGUGCCUCAUUAAGGUGCACUCUGCACUUAUAUAUUUGCUGGACAUUGUGAGCCUUAGUUAUGACGAUGCAUGUGGUGGUGAUAGGGAAAGGUUUGAGGAACUACAAGAUCAUGAGCUUAAGGAAUAUCUAAUCUUCUCCAACUCUGAUGAUUUCAACGGCAUCAUCACUGGAGGUUUUGGUGAUGGUGACCUGAAAAAUCUGCGGGCCUCCAAAUUGGCAGAAAAUAUUCAAAAUGCGCUCGGCAACCUAGAAAGACUUAACGACAUCUUGGGAUGUAAUAAGCGUAUAAAGGAAGAUUAUAAAGAGUCUGAUCUCCCACCUGCCAAUGUUCCGGAUAUUCCUAUAAAACCGUCUUCAAAGGUCGUGCCAACUAAAACAGGGAAUGCAAAGCCCGUUAUAAAAUCCGAUGGUAAGCAUAUACGGUGCGAUAAGAAUGAGUUGGCACAGAGCCACGGUAAAAUGUCUGAAGACGCACAAAACCAGCGUUGGGAUGGUUCUACAUUCCCAUAUCAGGAUGACGACCUAUUUGCAGUGACGGACUCAGAUUUACCUCAUUAUAAUCAAUACCUGUCAGGGUCUCCAGAUGGAUGGCAUCAGGCUGCAGUGCAUUCUGUUGAUCCUGAAAAGCUGGAGGCCGAAAAAAAAGUGCCGGUCGUGCCAGCUAAAAAGCAUAUUCCUGAAGACCAACCUCCGAAAGAAAAGCCUCCAAAGGUCAAUGAACAGCCUAAAGAUUUGGCAUCACCGCCUGAAACGCUCAUGCCUAAAGAAAAGUCUACUUCUAAAAUAGCCUCAGCAAAGCGUGUCGCCACUAAGUCACAGGCGACCAAAAAUGAGACAUCUCAUCCCUUCAAGAAAUCUGAGGAGGCACGGGACCAGGGUAAAUACUCUGACCCAGACUGGGAUAAAUUGUUCGACCGGAUUGAGCAAGAGGAUGCCUAUUCAUAUGCCGGAUGUGCUUAUGAAUCCCCGCAGGAGCCUGAUGGCCCAGGGUAUCCUUCACCCAAAGUUCCUGCAGCCAGCCCAAAAGUGGUGCCCGAAAAGAAUGUUUCAACUACUCCAUCUAAGAAGCCGGAGCUAACGCCUGUCUUGUUUUCUGGGAGGCCUAAAAAGCCUGAGGUGCCUCCUGCCAAGGUUCCCGUCACAAAACCUACUGCCACCAAAACUGAAGCUGUAAAGCCUGUUCUCACUAAAGCUAAGGCGGCGAAGCCGACUGCCACUAGUACUCCGCUUGCUCAAAAUCCUGGUAAAAAAUCCGAGAGGGGACAGGACCAGAGCAAUGAAGCUGAAUCAUACCGAAAUCAACAUGACUUUGAAGAAUCGGAUACAUAUUAUGCAAGCGAAGACCCUAAUGUCCAUACGCUUACCGAUGAACAAACUGGUGAAGGCCCUCCAGGAUCUCCGGAGUCCCUUCCCACGAAACUUACGGAAUUCCGUAAAAAGGCUUUACAAGCAGAGGAAUCCGAAGGUUCUCCAAAUCUGGGCAAGGAAGUGGACGCACUCCUGGAUGACUAUGAUGUUUCAAUUCACGAAAUGACUUCAGAUUCACCUGUUCCAUAUUCUGAUGUAGACCUGCAAGAACAUGCUGAGUCAGGUCCUCAGCGGUCUUCGCUUGCAGAAGCUCUCGGAAUUCCCAAGGAGCCUGUCCCACAGAAGCACCCUCCGAAAGUGCCACCUAAGAACUCCGAUUCCCCGCCUUUAGAGGCCUCCAGGGAAUAUGUGCCAGAAAAGCAGUCUGAGGGGCCACAAUAUCAGGUCGAGGCAUUGGAUGUUGAUACAGAUCUAAAUAACGGCCAAGGUGAUCUAAUGCCUGCAUAUUCACCUGUAGACUACACUCAUUUCCCUCAGCUACCCGGCAAUCAAGGAGAUCAACCCAAUCAGGGCCAGCAGGGAGAUCAGCCCCAGCAAAUACAGCGUAAUCCAGAACUUCAGAAUACUACGCCUGCCUUGGCUGCUGAGACUGGUAAAAACCCUGCCGCCGUAAGGUUGCAACCCACUACAUACUACUCUGGUAAGAAGCUUACGGACUGUCCCACGAACCUUCGCGAGUCCAUCGACUGGAUCAUCCAGCUUAAGUAUGGGAGUGGCCAUGGUGAUGGUGUUGAUAACUUAUCCGAAGCCUUGGACAAGCUGCAUCGGAAACUUAUUGCAGACUCCUUUUCCAAUCUGCUUGAUCAGCUUUCUGACCUUCUUGAUCCUUGGAAAACAACGCCGUGCUGUCGGCGGAUUCAUAGAGCAAUUAGGACAAUUAAGAUUAAACUUCAGCAUCCUAGAAAUAUCCAAAGAAAUCAUAUUAACGGUCUUUUAAAGCAACUUGAAUAUAAUAAGGAGGUCUGUCUUCAACAUCAUUACAUUGACUCCUCUAAGGAUGAAGCUUUGAAGGAUGUUCAUUCCAAGAUGAGGGAUCUUGCUGGUGUUAGUAGGGAUAUUAACACUUCUAGAAAUGGUUUACUGCAUCACCUUUGUGACGGCGUUCAAAUCCUACUAGGCUUCGACUCAUCUUCCAAAGGUUAUUCGGGCUCCGGCAUCGUCUACUCGGACCUUGACAGGCUGUGCGACGGGGUGAUGGCGUUUUUGUAUUCAGUGCUCAAAGCGGUUCAUGAUAAUGAGAAUCUUUGGCCUUAUUCAGCUAAGUUGGAAGGUGCUGUUACCAAGUUGUAUCAGCAUAUUAAUAAGGGCAAGACAGAUUGGCAUGAACUAAUUGAGAUUGUCAAGAGUGGGACCGUUGACUGGAGGCAAGGUUCCACAGGAGGUAUUGCGGGCUGGCUGGAAGCUGUCAAGGUGACUAACGACGGAGUUGCUGGACCGUUAGGGAAAAUGAUGAAUAAAGAUGAUAGCCCGGGAUCUGUAGACAUUCCAGGCCUUGUAGAAGACGCUCAUAAUAUAGUAAAAAAAGAAUAUGAAGAGCCCAAGGAUGAAGGUUUCCGUUCCAGGUGGGUGGGCAAUCUGGACAAGCUUAUUGUGAAAAGUAAGGAGUCAUCCCAAAACCUUAAUGACUUGGAUCUCAACCUUCGAAACCAAUUAUCUCCCCAUGUCGCCCUAAUUAAUGAAUUAGUGACAGUUUUUGUGAUGUCGACGAAGAAGGAUCAUGAGGGGCUUGAGGAGGCACGUGAGAAUGUAAGUUCUGAGAUUGAGAAGCUUCGAGAAGAAGUUAAUAGAGUUGCUGAAGAGCAAAAAGGGAGUUGUAUACGUCAAUUAACGGAGGCACUUAAAAAUAAUAUCCACGAUCCGAUUGCAAAGGUGAAAAGGAAUCUGGAAGAUGUUAAAAAAAGUUUGGAAAAUUGGACCGCUGCAGCAACAAGGUAUGUUAUUGAGGGCUUAGCGACUGCGAGCAAAGUUCUUGCAGAAGUUGGUAAGGACGGUAAAAAUAGAUUGGACGUUAAAAGCGCAGUUAAAAGGUUAAAAGAUGUCACUGAACAUUAUUAUGUGCGAUUGCAACAAAAGGGGCUUGAAAUAUGUUGCUACCAGGUCAAAUACACCUUGGAUAAUCUAUGCACGGAGGUGACGAAAUUAGUGGAUUUUCUUUUUACCGAGGUUUUGAGUGGAUUCGGCGGUGGCCAUGUUACACGCGGUGAAGUUCGCGGAAGGAAUGUAUCAGAGCAUCUAAAUUUGCUGACACAGGUUGCGCACGUUGUUAAUGGCUAUGCGCAAAGUAUUGGGACGUUCGCUGGGUCUUCUCAGCCACAGCAUUUAGAACAGUUGCGGAUAUCAACGCAGAGUGUGGAGACUAUUACCAUUCAACUACAAAGCAUGCAUCAAUAUUCAUAUUCGUCCAGUAUCAUUGCUUCCCAUCUACAACACCUUCACACCUUUGUUACUACAAUCAAGAGAACGGUGAACGAGUGCAUCAACACCAUGAAAAGUGGAAUAAAGACUAAGUUGAGUGAGCAUAACUCUGAUGCGUUUACUAGUAAUGCCACUCAAGUCAUUGCUUCAAUAAGUCGUGCAGUUGGAAGUGCAUUGAGUAUAGGUUCAGAGUUUGCCCUGCAGCUUCAGACAGCGCUUAAGUGGAAUGCUUCGGAGUAUCAGCCUCGUGCUCAGCAUCCCACCAGCCUUCGUUGUUUUCAGGGUGUUUCUGAUUCGCUUAGACAAUUGUCGCAGGAUGUUAAUGCUUUCUCUGCCGAUAUUAGCGAUCUAAAUGUGCACAUCGCAGAAUGCGAAAAAUGCGUUGCUGAACCCUUAAAAAAGCUUCUGGAAAACAUCAGUUCAGCCGGAAAGGCUAUUAAGCAGAAUUUGGAGGAGUUGAAAAAAUUGAUUGACGGCAACGGUCCAGGUAUUACGCCGAAGGAUCUUGAACGUAACCUCGAGAAAAUACGGGAUGAAAUUGAUGAUAUCAUUGGCACUUCGCAGUCGGUAACUCCCAAUCCGCCUAAAACUCUGGAAGAUAUCGUCACUGCGACCAAAACAUUCUACGAAGAAGCCCUUUCAAAUGCGGUAAAAAUGUAUAUAGAGCAAGUAACCUUCACACUCCAAACCCAAGUCACCGCAAAGGCCAAAGCCAUCCAAAAAUUCGCCCUCUCCCAGUUCGCCGAGUCCAAGGCCCAGGGGUUGCAGCAGCUGAAGGAGUUGGUGAGUGCACAGAAAGCAUUGAUUGAUGGGAUCAUCGAGGAGGAUAAAAAGAGCGGGCUGAAGGGCUUAAUGUUACACAUGUAUGGCGGGAGAUAUCCAUAUGGUAUACACCCAAAUCAUCCGCUUGAUAACCUUAGAGAUGCUUUGCCUAGGCCGGCUGAAGGUGCGGAGGGUCAAAAAAAUACAGAGGAGCUUAAACGUUUUAACACCUUGUCCGAGAAAUUCAAGGAAUAUUUGGGUCGGAUUUUGGAGCAUGUGAACACUGACGUUAUGAAUGUAUCACCUACCGAACCAACGACUGGAGAUGUCAAAAAAGAAGAGAGCAAAGAAUCGAGCCAAGUUGCCAAAAUUAAAGAUGCACUCGACGCUCUGCUUGAACAUAUGGGAAGGCCACCGCUUAAGAAAAUGUACAUUUUCGAUAAUAAUUUUUGCAAUCUACGUGAGUUCCUAUCUGACUGUCUCUCCUCUCUAUCCCCCUACCAAUUCGCAAACCCACGUCACCCCGAGCUGCUGGAUGUUGUCAAAAAAGGGCUGCAGGGGUUUGCCGGGGAGCUAAGGCAGGCGUAUGUGAACAAGUAUGAUGGCGCGGCAAGAAUUAAUUGGAACGAGAGAGAAUCCUCCGAUGGCGAGAACUGCGCGAAAAUACUUUGGAGUAUAGUUAGAAAUUUCCUUUUUGACUUUGAUGCAUUGAAAGAUAGCUGUAAUGGUAGUUGGAAAGGAAGGAAAAUAUGUUUAACUGUUUAUGAUGAAAAGGCUAAAAGGGCUGUCGAUAAUCCCCUCGGCCAAUGGUUGAGGGGGCGCGGCUUUAAAGUGCCUAAGGAUGAGAAUAGCCAGGACGCUGAGUUAAACAAGGAGAGGACGGGUGCGCAAAUCUACGAUCGCAUGUGCCGCACUGACACUUUGUACACGUAUGACAAGGAAGUGCCUGGUGCGUUAUAUGCCUAUCUUCUGCACUACUACAAGACCUGCCAUCGUAAAUAUGUUCCCAACCCGCGCCCACCCACCACUGUCAACGAGAUGCUCCAUUGGCUUUGCGGCGUGGAGUGGAAUUCGGUGUAUAAUAAACUGAAAUCUUACUUUGGAACAUUCUACGAUGAAUCAACAGCGGACUAUGAAUUGGGAAGGAAAACAUUAGAAGUCGCCAUAUCGGGCCGUCCCAGCGGCACCAUACAUUACGCUUUCGAGCGUAAAUUGUUGAAUGGCAUUUUCAACAGUGUAACAUUACGAGCAUAUGAUAUGCUCAUCACCAUUCUCGGCCACGGCCACGCUGAUGGUCGCUACGCCGUUGACUUUGUUACCAACCCGGAUAAUUUAUUGUAUCCCACUGACACAAAAGAAUGUUUUGAUUUGCUGGUGGAGAUUUUGUUUAGGCUUGAUCACCAACUUCGUUUCCUUUUUAAGAUGUGUCAAAAUAGUUCUGAGAACGCUGGUUGGCGUGAUUGUCAUUUCGGCAAGGGAGUCGGUGAGUCACGUUGGCCCUGUAACAAGUUGAGAUGCACGGAGCAAGACUGUGGCAAUAAGUGCACAAAGUAUUCAAGCUUUGGCCUAAAAUCGCCGCUUCAAUUGUUCUUCGAAGACAGACUGCCGGGUUUCCUUCCGCAUCAGCUCACCACCUCCAACGGCCAGAUUAUAUGUCAAUUCUACGACCACUUCGGUCUCCCUUGUAAGACGCCGAUGGGUUUCCGUGAGCUCGAUAUGACGGCGUCGCGUAGGCAGAAGGGUGAUCAUCUAAGGGGCAUUCUUGAGAGAUUCUGUGGUACAGGUUAUGCACCGGGUUCACUGACACUACUCUGUUGUUCCUUUAGAUGUCUAUUAAAUAGACCGCCUCAAAAUCUGGGAGAGAUAUUCGCGUUCUAUCAGGCUUACCUCGAGAGCUGGAAGGGAGGUUGGCAAAAUGUCGCACAAAUUCGGAAGCAUAAGGAAACCGCAUUCGUUGACGCACUGCGCGAUGCCAACGUCGGAUGUUCGUAUGCUUACUUCGAUCCGAGCAAUUUGUUCGGCAGCAGUGGUCAUGGAUCUGACACUCAUUCCACAGGUGACCUGCUCAGCAUAGUCAAAUGCGAGUCUGACGCAAAAGACACAUGUGGCCAAUACGUCCAGUCGAUAAGCUUCGAUAUUUCGCUGAUGUAUGCUUCCAUCUAUAAGGAAUUAUACCUUUCGUGGGUAGUAUACGUAACUGAGACGUUCUACGAUCUGCUUAAACAUCUGCGUGACGAGUGCUGUAGAAAGUGCGAAUCGUCGGGUACAGGAUGUCAUGACAAGAGCUGUGUAAAAGGGUGUGCAGCGUAUACAUCUUCUAAUCACGCUAUCGAGUGCACCUCCAUCGUCAAAUGCCCCAAUGCCCUUCCGACACUGUAUAAAUACGGAUUCACAUUUGGGAGCCCAUACAAACUGAACGGUGCUAAACAUUAUGAGGGACAGAAAAGAACGUGCAAGGAUUUUCGCAGCGCAUUGGAAAAUGUCAUCAGAGAAAAGAACGUUCUCCACACUUUUGCACAUGAGACCAUACCCAAGUUCCUGUGGGCCAUCCGUCUCCCCUUCUUCUACACCAUGGUCGCACUGUGGUCUAUCGCAGCUCUUCUCAUCGUCUACACUCUGCUCUGCCGCCUGGAGAUACUGCGCAUACGUUCUCACCUUAUUCGCUUCAAGGUGUCGCACCUCAUCAACGUCAAGGCGCUACUCACUCCCAGGCGGAAGAUGCUGUCACUGUACAAGGACGUCGAUUACUUCGACGACGACCCCUUAGAAGUACUUUUGAAGGCUGGGUUAAGACUGAUGGUCCACGUCAGUGAGGGUGUCAGAGCUUGGCUGAAGAGUGUGGAGAAGAAAGAUGGAAAUGUUACAAUGCCCUUGAAUGAUCUUGAAAAUAUUGUUGAUGGUAACAUGUCUGUUAGUAUGUUAUGUAAGCGAAUUACAGAUCACGUGGGAAAUUGGGAGGGGACUGGUGGCCUGCACCAUGAAGAGGCUGGGAAGGCAGAAAGAGCUUUGGGUGGAAUUGACAAAAAUGUUGGAGAUAUGAUAUCGUGUAAAAUAUGA
Babesia ovata is the source of this 7890-nucleotide messenger RNA. RefSeq lists its product as uncharacterized. The coding region runs from base 1 to 7890 and encodes 2629 amino acids. NCBI's taxonomy places the organism in Eukaryota, Apicomplexa, Aconoidasida, Piroplasmida, Babesiidae. The record is from RefSeq and is a predicted model, not a curated record. The transcript has 2 exons.